Pieris rapae (cabbage white) is the source of this 1479-nucleotide messenger RNA. It is a transcript of the gene AnxB10, whose product is annotated as annexin B10. Bases 156 to 1130 code for a protein of 324 amino acids. NCBI's taxonomy places the organism in Eukaryota, Metazoa, Arthropoda, Insecta, Lepidoptera, Pieridae. The transcript has 8 exons. Gene Ontology annotation, molecular function: calcium-dependent phospholipid binding; calcium ion binding. The record is from RefSeq and is a predicted model, not a curated record. Gene Ontology annotation, cellular component: cytoplasm.
UCAAUUGACAGCAAACGAAAUCAGAAUUUCAUAAAGAUAUUGUUGUUUUGUAAAAAAGUUGUUGUGGACACUGGUACAUGAUUUACAGUUACAUUAACUAGAUUCAAAUUACCUAAAGCAACUUCCUGCUAUUUGUUAAAGCUGUAUAAUAAAAGAUGGCAACUGUGCAUGAACCAACUGUUGUGGGAGUUGCUCACUUCAAUGCAGCUGAAGAUGCAGCAGCUUUACGAGGGGCCAUGAAAGGAUUUGGUACAGAUGAGGAUGCAAUCAUAGAAAUUCUUACAUCCAGAUCAAAUGCCCAGCGGCAGGCUAUCUCACAAGCAUUUACUCAUGAGUAUGGGAGGGACAUCAUUGAAGACCUCAAGUCAGAACUUGGAGGUCAUUUUGAAGAUGUUAUAGUAGCUUUGAUGCUCCCUCCAGCUGAAUAUCUUUGUAAAGAGUUGCACCAUUGCAUGGAAGGCAUGGGAACUGAUGAAAAAGUGCUAGUAGAAAUCCUAUGUACUCGAACUAAGAAAGAGAUUUCUGAGAUUGUUGAAGCAUAUGAAAGGUUAUACAAUCGGCCAUUAGCAGAACAUAUGUGUUCUGAAACAUCUGGAGAUUUUCGAAGACUCCUCACUCUGAUUGUUACUGCAAAAAAACAGGGUGCUCGUGAUGAAGAAGCUGGAGUCGAUCAGGCUAGAGCAGCCGAGGCAGCUCAGCAGCUUUACGACGCGGGAGAGGCCAAGUGGGGAACUGAUGAGGAGAUAUUCAACAAGAUUCUAGCACACGAGAGUUUUGCCCAAUUGCGCGCUAUUUUUGAGGAGUACAAGAACAUCGCCGGUCGUACGAUUGAGCAGGCGAUCAAGGCCGAGAUCUCUGGAGAAUUAUCUGAGGCACUCAGUGCAAUCGUGGAAUGCGUGGAAAACCAAGCGGCUUGGUUCGCCAAGCGGCUUCGGGAUGCCAUGCAAGGUCUCGGCACCGACGAUAGGACCCUCAUCAGGAUCAUCGUCUCCCGGUCCGAGCGAGACCUCGCCGCUAUCAAGCGGGAAUACGAGGUCUUGUUCGACAAGACCCUCGGCAGCGAAGUCAGGCAGGGAGAGACUUCGGGUGACUACAGGAAGGCUCUCAUCGCUCUACUUGGACCCGCCUAAGAUAAAUUUAAGAAACGCAAUUCGACAUGUUGUAGAAUUGUUUUGCACUAAAAGUAUUUUUUUGGCUGCUCCCGCUUUAUAUAAAAGUUUAAAAAACUUCUCGAAUAUUUUUUUCUAGAGAUAUAAGUUUUCUUAUAAUUAAUAGUUAUUAUUUCCUACUAAGGGUAGUGAAACAAAACAUUUUCCUAAUUGUAUGGCCUUAAUGAUGCAAAAACGCUUUGAAUGUUGAAUAAGUCCAGAGAGAUAUGUAACAUUUGUACGAAAUCAUUCCACCGUUUCAAUUGAUUGUACUCAAUAUUUAGAUAGAUUUUGUUUAUUUAUAGUAAUAUUUAUUAAAUAAUAUUUUAAA